UCCAAUUCAAAACCACUCUUUGGUUUGUCCAUCAUGGCUGCGCCCCUAGUUCAAUGUGAAAGUAAGCGAUCAUGCUGCCAUGAAGUAACCUUGCGCUACGUAUAGAGUCACCGAAGUAUGUUGGAAUUUCAGCGAUAGCUCGGCCAGAUAAGUUUAUAUCAUAAAUGGCUUUCCGUGUGAGCAUCUCGAUUUUCGGGAAAUCUUUACGUGUUCCGAGAGUUGCUAACGUGUCUGCGCCACUGGAAAAUGCGUCACCGUUUCUCAGAACGGGAUGGGCUGCCCGUCGUCCAGGGACCAAUAAUGGACACGGUUUCCGCUUCACUCCUGCCUGUUUUAUUACAUCGGAUGCGUUUUUGAGCAGACUGGAGAAAGGCAAAGCGGCGGAGACAGAUGACACUCUUUAUCACUAUCCAGCCUCAGUUCUGCCCGACAGCGCUGAACAAUUAUCAUUGCUGGUGAAGGAUCCAGAUCAACCAGAGAACUCAAAGGUUUUAAGAGUGGCCAUCAUUGGUGCACCAAAUGCUGGGAAGUCCACACUGUCCAACCAACUGCUUGGCAGAAAGGUGUUUGCUGUUUCCAAGAAAGUGCACACCACACGGUCCCGUGCCCUUGGCGUUCUCACAGAAGACGACACACAAAUUAUUUUGCUGGACACUCCUGGACUCACUACACCUACAAAAGUCAAGAGGCACCAGCUGGAGAAGUCUCUCCUCGAGGAUCCUUGGAAUACAGUCAAGGAAGCUAGUCUUGUGGUGGUAAUGGUAGAUGUGUCAGACAAGUGGGCCUGCAACAAGCUAGACUUUGAGGUCCUGAAAUGCCUGACCCAAUACCCAGAUGUCCCAGCAGUCCUAGUUCUCAAUAAGGUUGACAUGCUGAAGAGCAAGAGCAGGUUGUUGGAGAUCACAGCAGAUCUGACAUGUGGAGUGGUGAACGGCCGGAAGCUGCAGGUCCGCAGGGUGAUCAAGCCACCCUGGGCUGAGAGGAGGACAGACAGGGAGGCUAGGACAUCAGGGUCUGGAGAUGAGGACAAGCCGGGUGGUGAUGUGGCUGAUGGUGAGGGCAGUGAGGCCCAGUCAGGGCUGCGUAAGGAGCAGCUUAGGGCUCUGAAGACCCAACAGGGCUGGGCUCACUUCAAGGACGUCUUCAUGCUCUCUGCUGUGGAUGGAGAGGAUGUGGAGACACUGAAGAGAUACCUAGUAGUGGGGGCAAAGCCUGGUUCUUGGCAAUACCACAGUGAUGUCCUGACAGAUCAGACUCCUGAGGAGAUCUGCACCAACACUGUCAGAGAGAAGCUUCUGGAAUAUCUGCCCAAAGAAGUCCCUUACACAAUGACGCAGGCCAUUGACUUGUGGCACGACAGGGAGAAUGGAGAGCUGGAUAUAGCAGUAAAACUGUAUGUGAAGAAAGAAAGUCACAUGAAAAUGGUGAUUGGCCAGGCUGGUCAGAUGGUUGCCAGGAUAGCCAGAGAGGCUGGAGACGACCUGAGCACAGUGUUCCUCAGGGAGGUCAAGCUGAGGCUCUCUGUGAAGGUGAAGAACUGACGAGGAUUAUGAUGAACUGAGUGUUAUGAUCAUCUGGGGGACAGUUUUAUGGUGGCCUUGUGAAUAGGAAAUGAACACUUUUGGACUCACUAUUUUCACAGAAAGAUCUGACUGGUUUCUACUUCUUGACUAUCAAAUCAAAGUUUAUUUGUCACAUGCGCCGAGUACAACCGGUGUAGACCUUACAGUGAAAUGCUUACUUACAGGUUCUAUCCAAUAGUGCACAAAAGGUAUUGGGGGAACAAUAGGUAAGUAAAGAAAUAAAACAACAGUGAAAAAUAACAGUAGCGAGGCUAUAUACAGUAGCGAGGCUAUAUACAGACACCGGUUAGUCAGGCUGAUUGAGGUAGUAU
This is a messenger RNA of Oncorhynchus tshawytscha (Chinook salmon), 1894 nucleotides long. It is a transcript of the gene eral1, whose product is annotated as Era-like 12S mitochondrial rRNA chaperone 1. The record is from RefSeq and is a predicted model, not a curated record. The coding region runs from base 165 to 1541 and encodes 458 amino acids. Gene Ontology annotation, cellular component: mitochondrial matrix. Gene Ontology annotation, biological process: ribosomal small subunit assembly. Gene Ontology annotation, molecular function: rRNA binding; ribosomal small subunit binding; GTP binding. Lineage: Eukaryota; Metazoa; Chordata; Actinopteri; Salmoniformes; Salmonidae. The transcript has 11 exons.